Messenger RNA from Prunus persica (peach), 889 nucleotides. RefSeq names its product profilin. The record is from RefSeq and is a predicted model, not a curated record. Gene Ontology annotation, cellular component: cell cortex. The coding region runs from base 167 to 562 and encodes 131 amino acids. Lineage: Eukaryota; Viridiplantae; Streptophyta; Magnoliopsida; Rosales; Rosaceae. The transcript is spliced from 3 exons. Gene Ontology annotation, molecular function: actin monomer binding.
CCUACAUUCGUGCGUUGUUUCAACGCUGCUGUUCAGUAUAGAAGACUAGAGGCUGAACAAAAGCUGAUCUUUCCUUCUCAGACACCCAAAACUCCGAUAACACAAAAUCCCACAACACACAGAAACCCAAGAACAAAAAACCUCAAAAUCAGCAACAACAACAAAGAUGUCGUGGCAAACGUACGUAGACGACCAUCUGAUGUGCGAAAUUGAAGGCAACCACCUCUCUGCCGCCGCCAUCAUCGGCCACGACGGCAGCGUUUGGGCCCAGAGCGCCACUUUCCCUCAGUUGAAGCCUGAAGAAGUGACUGGCAUUCUGAAUGACUUCAAUGAACCUGGUUCACUUGCCCCAACUGGGUUGUAUCUUGGAGGCACAAAGUACAUGGUCAUCCAAGGAGAGCCAGGAGCUGUCAUUAGAGGAAAGAAGGGACCAGGUGGUGUUACUGUCAAGAAGAGCACUCUUGCUUUGCUGAUUGGCAUUUAUGAUGAGCCAAUGACUCCUGGCCAAUGCAACAUGAUUGUUGAAAGGCUUGGUGAUUAUCUGGUUGAGCAGGGUCUCUAGAGACCUUGGUAUGUCUUCUUUUAUUUAGGGGAUGUUCCUGGUUUCUGUUAAAGUUUGCUUCUUCUCACUCUGACCCUGCUGCUGGAAAUGUUUGGUUGCAGUGAAAACAACAUGUAUUAAUAGUGGUGGGAUUGGAACCACUUGUGGAAACAAAAUUUGGUGCUUGGGAAAUGUUGAUUAUGGUCUUUGUCUUACCGUCUUUGUACUCCUUUGAUGAAUUGUAUUGUAUUGUAUGAUUUUCAAGUGAGAUACUUGUCCACAUGAUUUCAGUAACUGAAUGUGGCAAAUUGAUUUGCAUGAAUUUAUAGAUAUGCCUUAUUUUUAUCA